AUGGAAAUAAAAGAGAAGCGGUUAACUUUUAGUAUUAAACGAGCUGUUCUGAAUCAGGAGGAAUUUGAUUUCCAGUACGGAUAUAUCGAACCAAAUUCAAAUUCGGGAAAAUCAGUGAAAGAGAAGGUAAAUAGUUGUACUGAAUAUAGCUUCAUUGAUCGAAUCAAGCGGGUUUUUCCGAUACUACUUUGGCUUCCGAAUGUUACCAGAUCGAACCUUCUCAAAGAUAUCAUUGCCGGCAUUACCGUUGGAAUAUUUUGUGUACCACAAGCUAUGGCCUAUGCUGCGCUGGCAAAUGUAAAUGCUGUGAUCGGAUUGUAUACGUCAGUGUUUCCUACGUUGAUUUAUGCUAUAUUCGGUACUUCAAAACAUAUUAAUCUUGGUAUGUUUGCAGUCGCAGCACUGAUGACAGGAAAUGCAUUGGAACGUAGAAUGGAGGACAUUCUUGGUAAAAACAACACUGAAUUGUACAGUUCACAAAUAGUUGAUGAUGCUGAUUUAGCUAUUCGAUUGAUGGCCACCUUAACAUUUACUGUUGGUUUCGUUAUGGCAAUUUUCGCCAUUCUGCAGUUCCAUUUUCUUACUGUUUAUUUGGCUGAUCCAGUAGUUGGUGGUUUCACGAUUGGUGCAGCAUGUCAUGUAUUCGCAUCACAAAUGCCAAAACUUAUCGGCGUCCAAAUACCACCAAGAUAUGGCCCAUUUGGACUCCUAAAAUUACCAUACUUUUUGUUCGACUUUGCGAUAUUGCUAAGGAAGGCAAAUUUAUAUGUAGUCAGUAUAUCAGUAAUGUCAAUUGUUAUACUAAUGCUUGGAAAGUAUAUUAUAAACCCACCAAUACAACAAAGGAUUCGAAUACCAGUACCAUUUGAACUUAUUGUGAUGAUAACCGGUACAUUAGUCACUUACAUGCUGGAAUUAAAUGUGAAACAAAAGGUUGCUAUUGUUGGAUUAAUACCGUAUAAAUUACCAGUGCCGACACUGCCAGAUUUCAGACAUUUUAGCGCGUUUAUUUUGGAUGCAAUUGUAAUUGCUGUAGUAAUCUAUUCCGUAACAGUAUCUGUAGGAAAAGUUUUUGCGAAGAAACAUGGCUAUCAUAUUAUUCCUAGUCAGGAACUGAAAGCGAUGGCGAUGUGCCAAUUGGUGGGUGGUUUUUUAAGCUGUCAUCCGGCAAGUGCAAGUUUAUCGCGUGCUCUCGUAAAUUCGGAAUUGGGUGCCACCUCUGAACUUUCGAGUGUUGUCGCUGCCCUUAUGGUGCUCUUGGUCAUUCUGUUGGUUGGACCAUUGCUCUACUAUUUGCCAACGUGUGUACUAGUCUCGGUAAUAGUGGUAGCCCUGCAAGGUAUGUUUCUAAGAGCUAGCGAAGUCGUUCAUUAUUGGAAAACUUCAAAAAUUGACCUGCUUAUUUGGUUAGUAAGUUUUCUGGGCACAUUUCUAUGGAACGUGAGCCAAGGGCUUGGUGUAGCCGUAACAUUCGCUAUUUUGACUGUCAUCAUUCGCAUACAAUGGCCAAAAGCCGUCAUACUUGGUGGGAUGAAAGAUACCGAGCUUUACAAAGAUAGCAAUCGUUAUAGUGCAUCACUAGUAUUACCUACGAUCGCAAUUUAUCGCUAUGACGCACCUUUACUUUUUCUCAACAGCGAUACAUUUAUCAGUAAGGCUCUUAAUAUCGUCGAUGAUAAAUUGAAAAUGUUAAAUGAAAAGGAAAGACUUUAUCUGAUCAUUGAUGCAUCGGGAUUUACAUACAUUGACUAUACCGGAAUUGAAAGACUGAAGGAUUUAUCGCAGGAAGUGAGAACUCGCAAUGUAGAAAUGUUUGUGGCGGCUUCAAAAGCAACAGCCCGAAUACUGUUCGCUAAAUGUAGUAUCUAUGAGGUAAUUCCAUCAACUCAUUUCUUCCCAUCCGUUCACGAUGCAGUAUUGUUCGCUAAUGCUGAGCAGAAAAAAUAA
Molecule: messenger RNA, 1947 nt
Organism: Acanthocheilonema viteae
Lineage: Eukaryota; Metazoa; Nematoda; Chromadorea; Rhabditida; Onchocercidae
Source: the annotation of a GenBank genome assembly